Prosopis cineraria is the source of this 12648-nucleotide messenger RNA. RefSeq names its product pentatricopeptide repeat-containing protein At1g63330-like. NCBI's taxonomy places the organism in Eukaryota, Viridiplantae, Streptophyta, Magnoliopsida, Fabales, Fabaceae. The coding region runs from base 461 to 3130 and encodes 889 amino acids. Gene Ontology annotation, molecular function: protein binding. The transcript has 5 exons. The record is from RefSeq and is a predicted model, not a curated record.
CAGCUCAGUCACGCACGCACUCACGCUCUUGGCUCUCCCUCUCCUCAGACCUCAGACCGCGGCCACUGCCCCGGAGAACUCGAUUACUCAUCGUCUUCAAUCGGCCGUCUCCGUCGUUCCUCACGGUGUUCUUGCUUCUCGGUUCUCCAGUCCAUUGCCCUUAUAACUCACUGUCGAGCUCCCUGUUAAUCGGCGUCCGUCCCUGCUGCUCCAUCACUACAAGCUCAAGAAACAUCAGAAUUGGUUUUCGGCGUCCCUGAUACUCGGCGUGUAGUCGACUUCUGAGUUCUCGGUUUCGUUCCUCAUUCAAAUUUCAAAAGGUAUUCAGUUGAGUUUUCACAUUUUGAUGAAUUGGUUUCUUGAUGAUUUUUGCGAGUCCACCAGAAGGCUGAAGUGACCACAACUUUUCUUGUAUGAACUCAUCUUCUCAAAGCUCCGACCACCUUUGCUGCUGUUGGGGAUGACUCUACGACGGCUCCGAGUGUCAGCUAAGUUUCUUCGGCCUCGCAAUUCUACGGCUUUGCAUGUUAACUAUCAUCUUCUCUUUCCUUCCAAGCACUAUACUUCCAACUUUCACUACACUCACUGCGUCUUCUACUCGUCAUUUGGGUCUGAAUCUUAUGAUUAUUUAAUUCAAUUUCUACCUUUUGGGAACUCCAAUUCUGUUUUUUCAAGCAUAAUUUCUCCUAGGGAACGACGAAAAGUAGUGGUGGGAUUGUCCAAGCUAAUUAAGAAUGAAAAGGGUUUUUUGUUGAAGGGAUUUAAACGAGAUUUUUGUCCAUUCUUUCUUGUGAGGAUUAUGAAAUUGUUGGAGACUCGUGAAGCUGCAUUUGCAUUCUUCAAACUAGCAUUUGGGGAUAAUGAUUCUGAGGAGACUGUUCGAUUGUGUUGCAUUGCCGCGGGUGUUUUAGCUGCACAGGACCUUAGGUAUUUUGCACAAGACAUUGUUUCAAGGGUAAUUGCUAAGAUGGGAGCUAGCAGAAGUAAGCAACUUGUCCAGUUUAUGUGGAAGAUUCACUCCCACUAUGAGUCUGAUUUUUCUGUCCUGGAUACCCUUAUGAGGGGCUUUUUGAAUGCGGAAAUGAGUUCAGAGGCGUUGGAAAUUUUGCAUAGGAUGAGGGAUGUGGGGGUCUUGCCAAGUGCAUCUGCAAUAAGCAUUCUUAUUAGGUAUUUACUUAGAAUUGGUGAUUAUGGUAGGGUGUGGAAGCUACUCAAAGAUAUGCUCUGUAGAGGGCCGUACCCUUGUAAUAUCACAUUUAACACGAUGAUUUAUGGGUUUUGUAAACAAGGGUGGCUUGUAAUUGGAGAAAGUUUGUUAUAUUUGAUGCAAAAGUUUAGGUGCAAUCCAGAUGCAAUUACAUAUAAUAUUGUAAUUAAUGCAUACUGCAUUAGGGGGAAGACUUCAGUUGCAGUGGAUUGGCUGCAAUUCAUGAUUGAAUGUGGUUGCAAACCGAGCAUUGUAACAUUUAAUACAAUUGUUCAUGCCUUUUGCAGGGAGGGAAAUGUGACUGAGGCAAGGAAGUUUUUUGAUAAGCUUCAAGAUAUGAGCAUUAGUCCAAAUACUGUAAUAUACAACACAAUUAUCGAUGGAUAUGUCAAGGCAAGGGAAAUUGAUCAAGCAAACAUGCUUUAUGAAGAAAUGAGGAGUAAAGACAUCUGUCCUGAUUGUGUGACUUUUAAUAUUUUGGUUGCAGGCCAUUAUAAGUAUGGAAGAAAAGAGGAUGGGAAUAGGUUGAUAAGAGAUUUAUCUGAACAAGGAAUCCUUCCGGACUAUUCAUUGUGUGAUGUAACAAUAACAUGCCUGUGUUGGGCAGGAAGACUUGAUGAGGCUGUGGAACUAUUAGAAGAUAUGCUUGAAAAGGGAAUGAAUCUUAGUGUAGUUGCCUUUAACUCUUUAAUUGGAGCCUAUAGCAGGGCUGGAUUAGAAGACAAGGCAUUUGAAUCCUACAAAACUAUGGUUAAAUGUGGUUUGACUCCUUCACCUUCUACAUUUAAUUCUUUGCUUUUGGGUUUGUGUUGGAAAGGGAGGAUGCUAGAAGCCAGGACGCUUUUCUGUAGGAUGUCAAAGAAGGGCCUUCCCCUCAACAAAGCAGCUUAUACAAUUCUUUUGGAUGGAUGCUUUAAGAUGGGUGAUCUCUGUGGGGCUAAGUCUAUCUGGAUUGAAAUGAAAGAAAGAGGUGUAUAUCCAGAUGCUGUUGCCUUUUCAGCCUUAAUUGAUGGGCUUGCAAAGGCGGGUUUGGUUGAGGAGGCAUACGAAGCAUUCUUAGAAAUGUCAGCCAAAGGUUUUGUUCCUAAUAAUUUUGCAUACAAUUCUUUAAUUCAUGGGUUUUGUAAUACUGGGAAAAUGUAUGAAGCAGUGAGGUUGGAAAAAGAGAUGCGGUUAAAAGGUCUUCUUCCUGAUACCUUUACCUUGAAUAUAAUUAUUGAUGGUUUCUGUAAUCAAGGCCAAAUGAAGCCUGCACUUGAUGUGUUUUUUGACAUGUUUCGGAUUGGUUUGACACCGGAUAUUGUCACAUUCAACAUAUUAAUUGGAGGUUAUUGUAAGGCAUUUGACAUGGCUAUUGCAGAUGAGUUUGUUAAAAAAAUGUGUAAAUGUGGGUUUGACCCAGACAUUACAACCUAUAAUAUACGAAUACAUGGUUACUGCAGUAGUAGAAGAAUUAACCAAGCAAUUAACAUUCUGAAUGAGCUUGUUGAAGCAGGUAUUGUUCCCAACACUGUGACAUACAACACCAUGAUUAGCAGUAUGUGUGGUGAUAUAUUAGAUCAUGCUAUGAUUUUAACUGCAAAGUUACUUAAGAUGGCUUUUUUGCCAAAUGUGGUUACUGCCAAUAUAUUGUUGUCUCACUUUUGUAAACAAGGGAUGCCUGAGAAGGCCUUAAUGUGGGGGCAAAAGUUGAGAGAGAUCUGCUUUGAUUUUGAUGAAAUUACCUAUAGAAUACUGGACCAAGCUUACCGUAUCAUGCAAGAAGAUGUUGAACAUGUGAGGGAAACAUCAACUUAUGAAAAGAGCCUUUUUUUGGAUUUUCUAAUGUACAUUACAUUUGACUAUUUUUCUAGAAAUAGAUCUCAUAAUAUGGACAGUGAGAAUAGUCUAAGGCUCAUUGAAAGUCAGUUCAGUGUUUUAUGAACUUGAUUAAUUUUUUGGACGUUCAAAAUCUGCCAAAAUUUUUGUGUAUUGAUGUCAACUAGGACUCAUUCAUUGGAUACUUAGCCUAUGCCAUAAGUUCUUGCAAAACAUGACAUGGCACAAUCUGGAAGAAAUCAGAUAGGGCUGAAGAUUCUAAAUCUUACAAAAGUUCUGUGUAAUGAUUACAUCAAUGAUAAGUACUCAAUGGCUACUUUGCAUUUCAUGCAAUAAUUGCUUGCAAAACUUGGCACAAGCUGGAAAUGAGAUAGGGUUGGUUAACCCUUUUCUAAAGUUGAUCACACAAAUCAUUACUAUCAUUCUGGAGUUAAUUGUAAUCUCUUCAUACAGAAGGAUAGAAGCUUGCACUUUAUCCUUUGAGGCAUGUGAGGUGAAUCAUGUUUCUGUCAAAGACUUGAGGAUGUUAUCAUUCUGAAAUAUUGUGAACCAAAUGAAGAAGUGGCAAUGAAUAUGCGUGAGAUGUUUUACAGGCUUAUAGGGAUUUUAGAAUCAGAAUAUUCUAUCAAAUUUGCUCCCUUCUAUAUGUACGCUUUAGUCUAUCAAAUGAGAAGAGACUUUUCGGCGUUGCAAACUCUCAUGGUAUCAGAGCAGCGCCUUCUACAUCAUAUAAGGCAGUGCUAACAGGUCCUAAAGCUUUUGCCACAGAUGGAGAAAUUUCCCCAAACUCAUUGGCGCAUGGUGGAGGCUCAAGCAAGAUUGCGAAUUCAGGAGGGAUUGGUGUGGGUUCUUUUGGGAAUAUGCAUACGGACUCCUCCUCUCAACUUAUCAACACCCAUCGACUCAACGGAAAUAAUUACUUGCAAUGGUCCAGAAACGUAUUGAUGUUUGUGUGAGGGCACAAUGAGGAGCGUUACUUGACUGGACAUCUGAAGGCGCUCAAGAUUGGUGAUCCUAAAUAUGAAGUGUGGUGUGGAGAGAACAUGGUCAUGACCUGGUUAGUUCACUCUAUGAACAUUGAAAUCAUUGAGAACUACUUACUUGCCAACACUACUCAAGAAAUUUGGGAAUUACCAUGGCGCGCCUACUUUGUUCAAGAAAAUACCGCAGCUAUUAAGCAAAAUGGGCUCUUCGAACUCAACACAGGGGGAGAAAUUAGUCACGCAUUAGUCACGCUGUAUUACACUUCCUUGAUGUCAUUGUGGCAACAUGUAGACUUACAUGAGGUUCAUCAAUGGUUGUGUCAUGCUGACAAGGUGUAUUACAAAAAGGUUGUUUAACGUGAAAGAUGUUAUGAAUUUCUUCUUGAGCCUUCAUGACUCGUUUGAGUAUCUUAGAGGUCUAAUAGUGGGUAUGAAACCUCUUCACUUGAUGAAACAUUUAAUAUGAUAAAAUAUGAGGAAAGCUGCAAGGCUCUUGUUCAACUUCCUCUUCUACUCCCCUUUACCAAUUGCUGAAUCCUUGGCUAUGGUGACCUGGGGCAAUCAAGGGGGAGAUUCAAAAGGGAAAAAGUCUCUUCGUUGUGAUCAUUGCAGCAAGAAUGGUCACACACGAGAGACUUGUUGGCAAUCCAUGGUAAACCUGCCCACCUGAAGCAAAAGAAUAAAGGUGAUAAUAAAGGCUUUACAGUCAGUCAAAUUGCUGGUGAAGGAAAUUCACUGGACAAUGAAGAACUUGUUGUGCUUAAACAAAUCCUAGAGAGGCAUGCUCAAGAAAAACAAAGUGAGAAACUCUCUCCCUCAAUUACAUUGGCUCAUGCAGGAUUUAGCCUUGGGUAAGAUGAUUGGCAAUGCUAAAGAACACAAUGGACUCUACUACUUUGAAAGAAAACCCUAAAGUGAAGGCUUUUUAGCUGAUUCUAGUUCUGUUUUGAAACUUAUUUUUGCUUCUGCUGUUAUGUCUCAAGAAGACACUUUGUUAUGGCAUUUUCAAUCAGGUCACUAGUUUUGAUUAUAUGAAAAUUUUGUUACCAAACUCCAUGAAUAAAGUCAACUUUCAUCGCAAUAUUUGUCAAUGUGCCAAACGAACUUGCAAUCCUUAUCUUGUUUCUACUUAUACACCUAUUAAACCUUUCACUCUUGUGCAUAUUGAUGUGUGGGGUCCUUCUAAAAUUGAAACUCACUCUAAAGCCAGGUGGUUUGUUUCUUUUAUUGAUGAGCAUGCUUGUCCUAUGUGGCUGUUUUUAGUGAAAGACAAGUCUGAAGUUGUUACUCUCUUUAAAAGUUUUUAUAAUUUUGUCAUCAAUUUCAGAUUUCUAUCAAAAUACUUCGUAGUGACAAUGGAAUUGAGUAUUUGAACACAAACUUUUGAAGCUUUCUUAUUGAAAAAGGGAUACACCAUCAAACUUCUUGUGCAUACGCUCCAACAAAAUGGAGUGGUUGAGAGGAAAAAUAGACAUCUCUUAGAGGUGGCUAGAUCUAUUUUAUUAGGUAGCAUUGUACCCAAUAAGUUUUGGGAAGAUGCUAUUCUAACUGCAACUUAUCUCAUCAAUCGUAUGCCAUAAAAAAUUCUCAAGUUCAGAACUCCUCUCCAAAGUUUUUUAGAGUCUUAUCCUCACUCACAUCUUAUUAAUUCUCUCCCAAAAAAAAAAAAAAUUUGGUUGCACGGCUUUUGUGUUUUAUGAUGAGGGUGGGAAACUUGAUUCUAGAUCUAUUAAAUUCCUCUUCUUGGGUUACUCCUCGACAAAAAAAGGGUACAAAUGUUACUCUCUCGAAAAAGGAAGUUCUAUGUCACUAUGAAUGUUAAAUUUGUUGAAACACUACCAUUCUAUCCCAAAUUACCCAUUCAAUGCGAGAAUGAUAGUGAAUGGUUAAUUUGUGCUGCUAUAGAUGAUCACUUAAGUAAUCCAUUGGCAUCACUAAUAUUAGACCUUACACAUCACUUGACAGCCCUAUCCAGCCCAAUUCUGAACCUGCUUUGCUAGUCCUGACCUCAUAGCACCUAAUCCUGACCUUCUUGCACCUACUUUUGAAGCUAAAACCCCUUUUGAUUACCAUACCAGUCAAAAACAGCCUUCUACCAACUCUCAUGAAUCUGUGUUUGACCCUAUUAUGGAUGAAAUAAGUGGAAAUCAGCCUAGAAAGCUCACACAUAGUGAAGGUUCCAUUGAUGUUCCAAGGCGAAGUCAUGAUUCACAACAUGAGGUUAAUAUUGAAGAUCUUUAAUGGCCUAUUGCUUGUAGAAAAGGCAAGAGGAGUUGCACUUGACACCCCAUUGCAAGGUAUGUCUCUUACGAUAAGCUUAACUCUUAGCUUAAGACCUUUGUUACUACUCUUGAUUGUGAAGAUAUGUCUAGAAUCUUUGAAGAAGCCAGAUCUGAUCCAAAAUAGAAAUUGGCCAUUGAGGAAGAGUUGAGGGCCUUGCACAAAAACCGGACGAGGGAAAUUGUUGAUAUGCCCUAUGGGAAGUCAGUUGUAGGUAGUAAAUGGGUUUUUACUACAAAAUACAACUCAGAUGGGAGUCUAAAUAAAUAUAAAGCACAGCUAGUUGCUAAAGGUUUUACCCAAACCUAUGGCAUUGACUAUCAAGAGACAUUUGCUCCUGUGGCUGAAUUUAAUGCUAUUAAUGUUUUGUUGUCUCUGGCUGCAAAUUUAGAUUGGCCACUUCAUCAACUAGAUGUGAAGAAUGCCUUCCUAAAUGGAGACUUAGAAGAAGUGUACAUGGAGAUACCCUUGAGUUUGAAAGGACCCGAGAAUGCAAACAAAAUCUACAAGCUUCAUAAGUCCUUGUAUGGACUAAAGCAAUCACUUAGAGCUUGGUUUGACAAAUUCACACAUGCUGUCAAACGAUUUGGUUAUAACCAGUGUCAAGCAGAUCAUACUUUAUUUGUAAAGAGGUAUGGUCAAAAAAUUACUGUACUAAUUGUCUAUAUACAUGUUAUUGUGCUGACAGGUAAUGACACUAAAGAAAUUGACAAAAUGGAGAAGAAACUUGCUGUUCAAUUUGAGAUUAAAGAUCUCGGCUAUCUCAGGUAGGUUGGAGGUAGCUUUGUCAUCUAAGGGCAUUAAUGUCACACAGAGAAAAUACACUCUGGACCUUUUCAAGGAGAUUGGUAUGAUGGGUUCUAGACCUAUAGACACUCUAAUGGAGCUUAAUUGCAACUUGGAAGUAAAGCUUGAUGGGAAAUUAACAGAUGAGGAGAGGUCCUAGAAAUUGGCAGGAAAGCUAAUUUAUUUAUCUCAUCCCCGGCUAGGUGUAUCCUUUACUACUGGGGUUGUAAGUCAGUUUGCUAGUAAUCCAUUGGAGGAGCAUAUGGAAGCUGUCUACCGUAUUCUCAGAUACCUUAAGACAACUCCAAGGAAGGGAUUAUUCUUUUCUAAAGGAGACACAGUGUGUAGAAAUCUACUCAGAUGGAAACAAGAGAACACAUUAUAUGAAAAAUGAAACAAAUAUAGAAGUUUAUAUUGAUGCUGAUUGCGUAGGAUCCAUUCACGAUAGACACUCUACUACAGGGUAUUGCACCUUUGUGUGGAGAAACCUUGUGACUUGGAGAAGUUAGAAACAACUAGUUGUGUAUGGAAGCCCAGUGAAUAUAGGGCCUUAGCCCUUGGAAUUUUUGAAGGCACGUAGAUGGUACAAUUACUCAGAGCUGGGCAUAGAACCACUUACUUCCAUCAAAAUGUGGUGUGAUAGCAUGGCUGCCUGAAGAUUGCCAACAAUCCAGUUCAACAUGAUCGCACAAAACAUGUGAAAAUUGAUAGACUUUUCAUUAAAGAGAAAUCAGAAGCUAAAGUCAUAGAUCUCUCCUAAUUCCAUCAAGAAAGCAAGCUACAGAUGUGAUGACCAAGCCUCUUGUGCGAAACAAGUUUGAUGAACUAAUAGGCAAGCUGGGAAUGAUUAACAUCUAUUCGCCAGCUUUAGGGGGAGUGUUGGAAGUGGGCCCACUUAACCUAGGUCCAUUACCGGUUUACCUAGUCUUAAUAGUUUUUACUAUUAGCAUAUUUAUUUUGUUAGAGAUAUUUUACAGAUUUAUAGGGAUUUUAGAAUUAGAAUAUUUGUUAUUAUCUUUCUUAGUUAUUAGGGCAGAUUUAGUGUGAUUCUAUCAAAUCUCCUCCCUUCUAUAUGUGUGCUUCAUUCUAUCGCAUGAGAAGAGACUUUUCAGCACUGCAAACUCUCACUUUGUCCCACAUUUUUUUUUUCAUAUUCAAAGUUUAAAAUUUUGCUUCCUGCUAUUGGGCUUACCAUGAUGUAGUCUUCAGCUUGCUAAUUAUGAAGAAGAUACUUAUGUAGCCAAAUUGUGAGGUACUAUCAUUAGUUUUGUCUAUAAAUUUUCUGAUUGAAAUUAUUAUGAACUCCAUUAUUAUUGGAUGAAUAUGGCUCUGUUUUGGUGAAAUUGCUCGAAUUAAUGAAGAAGGAAUAUUUUUAUAACAAUGACCUUCAGCUAAACUCCAAAAACUUUUCCUUGAGCUGAGAACCCCCUUCCCAUUUGAUUCUUUUUCUUUUGGCUAUUUGUUGCAGUAAAUUACUGUAAAAUAGAUUGACAGGUUAAGUGGAAGGAGGUAUAGUAAUGGAUUGGAAUUGAAAGGAUGAAGGCACUUACGUAUUCAAAUUGUGAGGUUUAUCUAACAAAUAAGAUAUGAGUCUCACAAGGACAUAGUUGAUACUAGAAAACCGGUGAAAGAUAGAUCUGUGAAGGCUGGUAAAGCAUAUGAUUAUGAUCCUCAAGUGACAGAAAACUUAUGAGCAUGUUGACUGCAAUCACCCUCUUUUCUCUUGCUAUGUGAUUUUGACGGGUUGUUGCCCGUAAGUAAAAUGCUGCAUGGCUCAAGUGCAGUGACAAGUGAGUUAAAGCUGUUGCAUCGACAUCCGGACGUUGUGUUAAAUGAGCAAGGGUUACCAUGUUAUUUUGGACAAGUACAACUAAAGAAGUUAGUCCAUUUGAGUAAGAUUAGAUUUGGUACUUGGAAUGUUGGGACCUUAAAAUAUAAAUCUAUGAAGGCGGUAGGGGUUAUGAUUCAUAGAAAAAUUAAUAUCUUAUAUUUACAAAGUUUCAAACUUUGAUAUAUAGGAAAAGUAAGCAUACACAAUAGGGUGAGUAUCAUUGUUGAUAAGGAGGGGAAGAAGAACAUGCUAGAAGCUUUGGGGACAAUUAUUUUCUUAAAAAUAAUUGUUGGAUGUGAGACUAUCAAUAUUAUUAACGCUUAUGCACUUCAAGCUGGGGUAGAAGCCAUUUUAAGGAAUUGUUUUGGACAGACUUAGAAGGGUUGAUUCAACACAUACCACAAAGUGAAAAUAUUUUUAUUGGAGGAGAUUUUAAUGGUUAUGUUAGGAGGGGAGGUAGGUUAGUAAUCUGUAUACGAGGGUGCAUGAUAGUUUUGGUUUUGGGGAGCUAUACAAUGAAGGACAAUUUAUUCUUGAUUUCUCUUUUGUGUAUGAUUUCAAGAUUGCCAACAUUUGUUUUUUGAGGAGGGUUGGAGGAGGGAUGAAUAGCUCAUCACUCAUAAAAAUGGAGCUUCGAGGUCAGAUUGAUUUCUUUUUGGUAAGGAACAUGGACAUGAUACUGUAAAAAUUGUAAGGUGAUUCCUAGAGAUGCCGUUACGACACAACACAGGGUCUUUGUUCUUGGUGUGCAUAUUCCGAGUAAAAAUCAAAAGCAUCGACAAGUGGUAAUUUUGAGAAUUAGGUAGUGGCAGUUAAAAAGCAAGUAGCGGGAAAUUUUCAAGCGGAAUCUUUUGGUUGAAGGAAUUUAGGAGUCUUAAGAAAUUGCUAGCAUUUUGUGGGAGGAUAUGGUUGGGAAAGUAAGGAAUGUCUAAAGAAGUUUUGGGAGAAUCAAAAGGUUUUGGCUCGUGAGAUAAGGGGUUUUAGUGGGGAAAGAUAGUGUAUAAGAAAAGUUCAAACACAAGAAGUGUUUUAAAGCCAUCCAUUUGUGCAAUAAUGAUGAAAAUUGGAAAAAGUACCGUACGGCUAAGAUGUAAACUAAGAAAGCUGUGAGUGAAGUUCUAAAGCAUUUGAAGAGCUUUAAAAUGGUUUUGGGACAAAGGAUUGAGAAUGAAAAAUUUAUAAGAUUGCUAAAAGUAGGAGAAAGAAAUCAAGACAUUUGAAAUAAGAAAGGUGCAUAAAGGAUGAAGAGGAAAGAGUUUUGCUCAUAGAUGGUGAUAGUAAAGACAGAUGGGAGACUUACUUUUUUAAACUUUUCAAUGGUAGAGGGAAUUUGUUUAGUAACUUAGAGGAUUUAGUAACUUGUGAAAGAGAACAAAAUUUAUUAUUCUAUCAAAGGAUAUGUGAUUGUGAGGUAAAGGAAGCUCUUAAGAAAAUGACAAAUUGUAGAGCCAGUAGACCUAACUGUAUCUCCAAUGGAAAUGUUUAGAGGAAGAAGGGGUGGGGUGGCUAACUAACUUAUUCAAUGAGAUUUUAUGGUCCAAGAAAAUGCUUGACGAUUGGAGAAGCACCUUAGUUCCUAUUUUCAAAAAUAAAAAAGAUAUUCAAAAUUGCGCUAACUAUAGAAGGAUUAAACUUGAGUCAUUUAAUGAAAUUGUGGAAAAAAGUAAUUAAGCAUAGGUUGAGAUUGGAAAUUGGUAUUUUUGAGAAUCAGUUUGACUUCAUGCCAGGUAGGGUGACUACAGAGGCGAUUUAUCUACUGAGAGAAUUAAUAUAAAAGUAUUGAUGUUAAGAUAAAGAUUUACACAAUUUUUAUUGAUUUGAAAAAAGUUUAUGAUUGUUUAUUGAGAGAAGUACUUUGAAAAAUCUUGAAAAAGAAAGGAGUCUAGGUUGCCUAUAUUAUAACUAUACAAGAUAUGUAUGAAGAGGCAAUAGCUAGUAUAAGAAUUUCUGGUGGCAAAACAAAGGACUUUCUCAUAAGGAUUAGACUGCAUCAGGGAUCAUCUUUAAAUCCUUAUUUGUUUGACCUGGUUCCAAAUGUUUUAAUUGAGCAUAUUCAAGAGGAAAUCCUCAAAUACAUGCUUUUCGCAGAUAAUAUAGUUCUUAUUGCAGAAAUCAUAGAAAAAAUUAAUUGUAAACUUGAGUUAUAGAGAAGGACAUUUGAGUUAUAAGGUUUCCUCUUGCGUAGGAGUAGGACGGAAUAUUUGUAUAGUAAUUUUGAUAAGAGGUCAGUCAGUAGUAAUUUGGAAGUGAAAAUAGAGGAUUAGAUUAUACUUCAAAUGAAAAAUGCUUAGAUAUUUGUGAGCUCUUAUUUGGCAUGAUGGAGAAAUUGAUGGGGAUUUUGCACAUAAAAGCUGAAUGGUUUAAUUGGAGAAAGACUAAAGGAGUUAUUUGCAAUCGUAAUAUUUGUAAUAAAUUUAAAGAGAAGUUUUAUUGAAUUGCUAUAAGAUUAGCUAUAUUAUAUGGUAGUGAAUGUUGGGUUUUAACCGAAUAGCAAGCGUAUAAAAUUAAGUAGUAAAGAUGAGAAUGUUGAGAUGGAUGUGUGAGCAUAUACGUAAAGAUAAAAUCUGAAAUGAGCAUUUAUGACAAAAAGUGAGCGUAACAUUUGUUGGAGGAAAAUUUGUAGAAAAUUGUUUGAGAUGGUUUGGACAUGUACAAGGAAGAUUGCAAGAGGCACCAGUGAGGAGAGUGGAACAGAUAAUUUUAAGUCCUACUAAGAGAAGCAAAAGAAGGUUAAAUAGAAUACUUAUGGAAGUUAUUGACCGAGACCUCUUAAUUGAUAACAUUCUUAAAAGGUUGGUAAAUGAUAGAGCAUUAUGGCGUUGUACAAUUCAUAUAGCCAACCUCACUUAGUGAGAUAAGGCUUGUCCUCCUCCUCCUCCAUUAAAUAUCAUGAUGAUUCAUGUGUUGCAAUAGAAUUUAGGAUAUUCUUAUUAUAAAAAAGAAACCUUUCCCAAAAAGAAAGAAAGAAAUUAGUUUUUACUUACUUUUGUGGCUUGUAUUGGGUGGAGGAAAUCUGCUUCCCAAAACUCUCCUUUCCUUGCUUUUUCACUUGUGUUGAUUCCCUCACAUUCUUGUGCCUUUUGACCACAGAUAGACUAAGGUGCAAAUAUGAUGGUAUUUGUCUUGUAAUCACAAUUUAACCACAAACUGUGAUUGAAUCUCUUCAAUGUGCAUUGGGAUAUUCUUGAUUAUAUCAUGGCUAAUGAUAUAUCAUUUGGUAAGGCUUUGGAGGAACUGCAAGGCAUAGGUAAAAUCGUUAAUGAUAAAGAUUUGCGUUGGUGGUGAUGUUAUCUUACAUGUACAAGCCAGCUUUGGAGAUGUUUGUUGGUCUUGGAGGAAAUUGGGACUGCAUGGUGAAUUGGUUUGAAAACUGAAGCUUAUUUAACCUACUGGCAUUUAUCCAAUCACCUAAAUAACAUUAGAGUCGUACUUCUGUUUAUGUUAAGAGUAGCAGAAAUCAUUUAUUGUAUCCCUUGUAGGUUAUGUAUAUAGAGUGUGCUAGUAGAGUUGUAUAGGGACAAAGCAGAUAAAAGGAUCUUCUAUGAUAGGUUGUAUAGGGCAGGCUAUUUUAGUAGGCUCACAAUCACCUUGAUAGUAUUGUGUAUAUAUUCCCACUAUAAAAUAAACUAGAACUUGAGUUUUAUUUAGCUUCGGUUUACUUAUUAUGACUUGUUGUAACCGACUAUUUUGAAAAUAUUUAGAAUCAUGCUCUUAAUAUGUUAUGUGGUGAAUGAUUAUUAUUA